AAAAAAGCUAUCAGAAUCUUAGAGGGAAGCAUUAGUGUGACUGAUGAAAACUAUACUGAUCCAACAAUGACAGAUUACCAAUUAUCAAAACCUAGUCCCCGUCAAUUAUUAGCUAUUUGCCUAUCUAAUGCAGCCCAUUGCCUGUUUAAAUUUGGCACGACAUGCACUGUCAAUCCAAAGAAGUCUCAAUUCGACUACCUUUAUGCAUGUAUCAAAUGCUGUGAGCGAGCAGUCAAUCUCGAACCAAACUAUAUAAAGGCAUGGUUCCGUUUAGCCAAGACUCAUGCUUUAUUAGGGAACUAUGAAGAAGCUCUUAAAACUGGAGGGAAGUGUCUCACAUAUUCUACCGAUGAAAACUGUUAUGGCUCUAAAUGGAUUAGCAUCGAUGAACGCACAAAAGUUGAUAUCAGCAACAAAAUAAAAACACUACUGUCAGAAUGGCGUGUUUCAUUAGCUAGUGAAGAAAAAACUGAAAGAUCCAUUAUUCGGAACCGAACAGUUCAAAAGUAUUCAUCUUUCGGAGAUUGGUGUUAUGAUGAAAUGGAUGAAAUUGAAAAAUUGCCUAUUUCUGUAUGGUCAAAUGACCUAGCAGAGAAUAUGAUGUCUCUUCAUGAAGAGCUUGAAGCAUUUGGAGAAAAAAUGCCUGAAUUCAAAGCUUCCAGAGCAAGGGGUAAAGAUAGAUUAACAACAAUUCAAGAUGAAGACACCGAUGAAGACAGUUUCCAGCAGAAUAUGAUUUAAGUACCAAGUAUCCACACAAACAGUCAAAUCGACGUCGCAUGAUUAGAAAAAUAAACCCUGGUAAAUUCAAAUGAACUAUAAUAAUGUACAUUCAUAAAUUAUUAAUUUUGUACAGAAAUAAUUCGAUAAAAGUAUUAUUAUCAUACAUCGUAAAUAUUUCCUACGGUUUUUCAUUAACAGCACGUUUAAUUUGAAAUUCUGGGUAAAUAUUUUCCAUUUUCAUAUAAGGUUUUAAAACAUCUGGAAUGAUAAUAUGCCUGUCCUAAAAAUAGGAUAAAUAGAGUAGAUUAGUUCUUCAGUAUAGAUAAAGACAGCUCAUAAAAUUACCUUUAGGUUUGCUGGUAAGAGAAAUAUUGAGUUUGGCUAGUGAAUGGGUUCAUCUUAAUCAUAUAUAGUUGAGUCUAGUUCAGUGCAGAUACUAAUGCAAAUCAAUGCUGGAUCAUACGAUGAACACGCAUUAGUAAGACUCAAAUUCUAAGUAAAGUUGAUACAACUUAAAUAUCAAGUACAGUUUUAGAGCUGCACUAUUUGCAUGAGGCUUAUUGAUAUCACUCAUUUGCCCCAACCAAACCAGGUAGAAUGAGGUAUGAAGUUGGGAUUGGCUAGUUAAGAAAUGACUUCAAGCUAUCGCUGAAGUUGAGUUGACCG
Messenger RNA from Schistosoma turkestanicum, 1389 nucleotides. The record is from the annotation of a GenBank genome assembly. NCBI's taxonomy places the organism in Eukaryota, Metazoa, Platyhelminthes, Trematoda, Strigeidida, Schistosomatidae.